This is a messenger RNA of Aethalodelphis obliquidens (Pacific white-sided dolphin), 3511 nucleotides long. RefSeq names its product adaptor related protein complex 5 subunit zeta 1 (gene AP5Z1). The record is from RefSeq and is a predicted model, not a curated record. NCBI's taxonomy places the organism in Eukaryota, Metazoa, Chordata, Mammalia, Artiodactyla, Delphinidae. The transcript has 16 exons. Gene Ontology annotation, cellular component: AP-5 adaptor complex. Bases 246 to 3236 code for a protein of 996 amino acids.
UGACAGGCCGCUCCUAACAGCUCCCGGGCACCCAGCGCCCGGAGCUGCACCGGGGUGCCGGGUGCCAUGGUUCCGGGGUGCGGAGGUUCCGGAGUCUCGAGGUCCCGGAAUCCCGCGGUCCAAAGUGCCGGAACGCGACCCAAACCCAGCCCCGACCGGCAGCCCUCGCGCUGACGGCCCCGCCCUCGGCUGAGACGCUCCGUCAAAGCCCAUUGGUCGACGGCCUGUGCGCCCCUGCUCACGUGAUGCACCACGGGACGCUGCACGGGACGCGACCCGGAAGCCGGCGUUGCUGCGGGCUUUUCUCCCGGAGUCGCCAGCGUGCGGAGCGCCAGGGCUCCUCUCCGGGCGGCGGCGGCAGCGGCAGCGGCAGCGGCAGCGGCAGCGGCAGCAGCAGCAGCAGCAGCAGCACUAGGAGGAGGAGGAGGAGGAGGAUGUUCACGACGGGGGCGGAGAGUCUGCUCCGCCAGGCCAGGGAGCUCCGGGACGAGGAGCUGGGGAGGCUCUGUGCCCGGGUCUGUGCGCUACUGCGAGAGGAGGACUGGGGUCCCGACGCCCCGGAUGCCCUGCGGAGGCUCUUCCUCAUCGUCUCGGCCACGAAAUACAACAGGAGGCUGGAGAGGCCUUGCCUGGCACUGCUGCAGACCACCCUCUGUUCGCCUACCUGCCCCGAGCAGCUCCAGCUGCUCUGCGCCGCUGUCCUGAGAGAGAUGUCGCCCUGCGACAGCCUGAGCCUCUCCUGCGACCACAUCCAGAACACGCGGCAGCUGGGCCUCGUGGCCUCUGUGCUCUUGGCCCAGGGUGACCAACAGCAGGUCAGGAGCUUGGCCCAGCGCGUCCUCAAGGUCCUGGAGAGCCGGCAGCCCGAGGGGCCCAGCCUGAGGCACCUCCUCCCUAUCGUGUCCAAGGUCACCAGCCUGGCCCCGGACGCCCUCCGUGAAGAGCAGACCAGGGCGCUCAGCAAGCGGCUGGGGGACUGGCUCCGCUACGCCAGCGUCCAGCAGGCGGUCGCCCACUCCUCUGGGGGCUUCUUCUCCACGCCUAGAGCCCGGCAGGUGAGGCUGGGGCACUCGGAGCUCCGUGUCCCCAGGCUGCCUCAGCCGGCCUGGCCUGCAGGCCGCCACCCGCUCCUCCUUCCUGGUUCCAGAACGAGCGCACUCUCCUCGCUCCACUCGGGCAUGCGGGGGUGCCUUGGGUCACAGCCCCCGAGCCUGUGGCGCGCUCUGUGGGUUGAGGCCCGGAACACGCGGGCAGGGACCGUAUUUGACCGAGGGCUGCGUUUUCAGCUCAAGUGCCUGCGCUCACGCACCCUGGGUGGGGGCGGGGUGCCCGUGGUCCCGGAGGAGCGUGGACGGCCAGGGCGGUGGCUCGCGCCCCAUGCCGCCUGUUCUUGGCCCUUCCCGGGCCCUGCAGCGCCGGCUGACCUUCCUUGCCUCCUGCAGCUGGGCCCUGUCACCGAGGUGGACGGGGCAGUGGCCACGGACUUCUUCACGGUGCUGUCCACGGGCCAGCGCUUCACGGAGGACCAGUGGCUGAACAUGCAGGCCUUCUCCAUGCUGCGGGCCUGGCUGCUGGACAGCGGCCCUGGGGGCUCCAGCGCCCCGGACGCAGACGACAAGUCGGAGCUGGAAGGCUCCACCCUGUCCGUGCUCUCGGCCGCCUCCACCGCCGGACACCUGCUGCCGCCCCAGCAAUGGCUGCGGGAGAAGGCCUUCGAGUACUGCCAGCGCCUGCUGGAGCAGAGUAACCGGCGAGCCCUGAAGAAGGCAGACUCAGACCUGCAGAAAGCAUGUCUGGUGGAGGCUGUGCUGGUGCUGGACGUGCUCUGCCAGCAGGACCCCUCCUUCCUGUACCGCACCCUCUCCUGCCUGAAGCCCCUGCACACGCGCCUGCGCGGGGACCCAGCCUGGGUGCGGGCGCUGCUGCCCGUCGCCCAGUUCUUCCUGCACCACGGGGAGGCCGCCGCAGUGGAUGCGGAAGCCGUCUACCAGCACCUCUUCACCAGGAUCCCCGCUGAACACUUCCACAGUCCGAUGCUGGCCUUCGAGUUCGUCCAGUUCUGCAGGGACAGCCUGCCUCUGUUCGGCAGAAACCUUGGCAUUCUCAGGACAAGCUUCCCCAACCUCUUCAAGUUCCUGGCCUGGAACAGCCCGCCCCUCACCUCUGACUUCGUGGCGCUGCUCCCAUCGCUGGUUGACGCAGGGACGGCCGUGGAGAUGCUCCACCUGCUGCUGGACCUGCCCUGUCUGACCGCAGCCUUGGACCUGCAGCUCAGGUCGCUGCAGGCUGCAUCUGAGAGGCCGCCCUGGGAUGUCUCCAUCAGGGCCCCCGGCUGCCUGGAGGCCCUCCGGGACUCGCAGGUCCAGGGUCUUUUCCAGCACCUGCUGCGUGCCCACGCCAGCAGGACCGUGGAGAGGUUGACGCCACUCUACCGGCUGCUGCAGCCCCUGGCCGGCUGCGCCCGGGUGGUCCAGUGCGCUGAGGCCGUGCCCACCCUGCUCCGGGCGUUCUUCUCGGCGGUGACACAGUUUGCUGACGGGGCCCUGGCCAGCCAGCUGGCACUGCUGCUCCUGGAACGAAGCGACUCGCUUUACCAGGUCCCAGGGUACGAAGCCGGUGUGCACAGGGUGCUGAGCUCCCAGUUCCCGGCCCUGUGCAAGCUGCAUCCUCCACUGGUGGUCGAGCAGGCGAAGGAGCUGCUGGAGUUCGUGGGCGGCCCCCGCAGCGGCGGGCACGUGCUCACAUCCGUGGUGUGGGCCAUCGGCGAGUACCUGUCGGUGUCCUGGGACCGGCGCUGCACCGUGGAGCAGAUCAACAACUUCUUCGAAGCCCUGGAGGCCCUGCUCUUUGAGGUCACCCAGUCGCGGCCCUCCACCACCCUCCCCAAGUGUCCUCCGCAGGUCAUCACUGUGCUCAUGACCACACUGACCAAGCUGGCCUCUCGGAGCCAAGACCUGAUUCCCAGGGUCUCCCUGCUCCUGUCAAAGAUGAGGACCUUGGCCCAGAGCCCAGCCACGGGCUCCACGCCCGGUGAGGAGGGCGUGGGAGCCAUCCACACGCGGGCCACCGAGCUGCUGAACCUGCUGAAGAUGCCCAGCGUGGCCCAGUUUGUGUUCACGCCCAGUGUGGAGGUGUCCGAGCCCCGCUAUCACCGUGACACCAACACGGCCCUGCCCCUGGUCCUGCGUACGGUCAGCCGGCUGGUGGAGAGGGAGGCAGGCCUCCUGCCGGGGUGAAGGGACCAGGUGGAUGCCAGGCAGGGAUGCAGGUUGAGAGCCUGGUAUUACCGGCCAUGGCUUCAGCGGUCAGGGAGGCUGUGUGUCUGUCUGUUCUCUUAACCCCCUUCUCCCGUGGCCACACUGAGCUGUGUAGUGACACAGCACUGACUCUCGGCUUUAGCUCCUCUUGGGGCUGGGUGGAAGCUGCCUGGUCUGCGUCCUGCCGGUCCUUGUUUGUUUGGGGGCAAGAAGAGAUACGGCGAAAAUAAAUCUUUACAAAAUGGCUGCGUGAA